Malus domestica (apple) is the source of this 2172-nucleotide messenger RNA. RefSeq names its product YTH domain-containing protein ECT3. The record is from RefSeq and is a predicted model, not a curated record. Lineage: Eukaryota; Viridiplantae; Streptophyta; Magnoliopsida; Rosales; Rosaceae. Gene Ontology annotation, biological process: mRNA destabilization. Gene Ontology annotation, molecular function: mRNA binding. Gene Ontology annotation, cellular component: cytoplasm.
GUGCGUCAGUGCCGGUUCCCCUCCCACUUCUUCUUCUACAGUCGCACACUCGUCUCACUCUCCUCUCUCUCCUCUCUCUCUCUCUCUGUCGCUUUCUCUCUCUCUCUCUAGAAUUCGAAUCGCAGAAGCGGUUCUUCCUUUUAUCGCAGCAGAUCGGCCUCACUCGUUUCGAUCCGCGCUUCUUAGUUCCAGGUUGAAUUGGGUUUUAAGGAUUGGUAAUGGCGGGCGAAAAGAAAAUUGAGAAAGUAGAGCCUGUAUCCACUGUAUUGAAGGCAGAUCCUGUUACUGGAUUGAGUGAGCAAGAAGUGGUUUCUGGGAAAGACGGAAUACCAUCUGAUUCAAAGUCAAUGUCUCCUUUAUUGGAUGUCACCUCUAGCAUCAAAAGUGAGACCGAUCAAGUCUCAGUUGGAGAGCAUGGUGCUUACUAUCCACCUACUAGCUGUUACAAUUAUUAUUACCCAGGAUAUACUGGAUCGUUUACGCAGAUGGAUGAUCACGGUUAUUUGCACGGUAAUGGUUCACAUACGGGUGCGCAGUCAGACAAUGGUUCAAUGGUGUAUUUCCUUCCCAGCUAUAACCCCUAUGCCCCAGGAACUCUGAUGGGAGUGGACGGGCAAGGUGUUGGCCAACAACAGUAUUAUCCUUCCUCAGGAUAUAUGCAACCACCUGUUUCAUAUGGAUCAGAAGCUGCGUCUUGUUAUUCCUGGGACACAACAUUCGGUGGAAACGUCUCGACUGCAGGAAAUGCUGGUUUUGGAAAUGUAAAGGCUGGACAUGCAUCAACUGCUUUAUCUAGGUCAAAUGGUUUUAUAUCGACUAAAGCCCAUGGCCCAACCAAGUUUUCCAAGCCUCUCCCUACACAACCUAGCAAGUCAUUAAACAAGAUUCCUCAUCUGGGUAAUGAUUUCUCAGCGGGUGUUUUGAAGGGAUACCCACCAGCUGGAAGAUUCUCAUCAUUUACCAACCAGAAAUAUGGUUUGUUUCCUCCCACUGGUCAAACAUACUACAAAUCUAAUGGAAAUGAUAGUUUCAAGUCGAGGGAAAAAUAUAACAGGAAUGAAGAUUUUGAAUCCUCAGCUGAGUUGACACGUGGUCCAAGGUCCCACAACAAGAUUUCUCCAUUAGACUCACCAAUUGAGAAGGAAGAACUAGGAAUUAGUGUCCGUAGAGAGAAAUAUAACUUGCCAGAUUUUCAGACUGAUUAUGAAAAAGCGAAGUUUUAUGUCAUCAAGUCUUACAGUGAAGACGAUGUCCAUAAGUCCAUUAAAUAUGAUGUUUGGGCCAGCACUCCCAACGGCAAUAAGAAACUAGAUGCAUCAUUUCAUGAUGUGGAAUUGAAAUUGAGGGAGACCAGCACUCAGUGUCCCAUCUUCCUCUUCUUCUCGGUAAACGGAAGUGGACAGUUUGUUGGUGUAGCUGAGAUGAUUGGACGGGUAGAUUUUAAUAAAGAUAUGGAUUUCUGGCAAGUUGACAAGUGGAGUGGGUUCUUCCCAGUAAAGUGGCAUGUAAUAAAGGACAUACCGAACUCUAAGUUGCGGCACAUUAUCCUUGAAAACAAUGACAACAGACCAGUAACUUUUACCCGGGACACUCAGGAGAUUGGCCUCAAGCAAGGUUUGGAAAUGCUGAACAUUUUUAAAAGUUACACAGCCAAAACGUCUUUGCUAGAUGACUUUACGUUCUAUGAAAAUCGGGAGAAGUCUCUGCAAGCCAAAAGGAGCAAUAAACCGGCAACUUUGAAAAUGGAAAAUUAUGAUAAUGGUGAUAUCACUAAGCAUAUGAAUGGUGGAGGGAGAAACAUUGAUGUCGAAUCAGGUGGGAUGAGGAUGGGUUCUCUCAUCUCGCUCACGAAAAAUCUAUCCAUCGACGCCUGCCCGUGAUGACAGCGAUGCUACAAUAAGGCAUGUUGAGUUAUACACAUGGCCUUAGGUCCAGAAGGUUUUGAUUCUUAUCAUCUUUUUUUUUUGUUUUCCUUUUAAUUCUAGCUAUAUAUUUUUUUUUUCAAUUUUUCUAUCAAAGCUGGUUUGUGAGUUUAGUUUUUGUGCUUGGGUUAUUUAGCGGGUGAGUUUUGAAUUUCAUGUGAACAAGUUGUCUUACAAGUCAAUGUUUGUCUUUUCGCUCUAAAUCGAAAGAUUGAUUUUUCAAUAAACAGUUUGUGUUGUUUUUCAGUCA